Nylanderia fulva is the source of this 2257-nucleotide messenger RNA. It is a transcript of the gene gudu, whose product is annotated as Armadillo repeat-containing protein gudu. The record is from RefSeq and is a predicted model, not a curated record. Gene Ontology annotation, molecular function: protein binding. NCBI's taxonomy places the organism in Eukaryota, Metazoa, Arthropoda, Insecta, Hymenoptera, Formicidae.
CGUGUCUUUCGAGCUCGAAGAAUUUUUGCUGUUCCUUGAAAGAGAGAUAAUAUACUGUACACUACUUAUGUUUACUUUAUAAAAAAUGCCUCCGAAAAAGAAGAAAGAAAUUAUCCCACCAUCGGAAAUAGAGCCUAUUAAAUCAGAGCCGGAAACCGUAGAAACGACCGAAUCCGAAGCUACGAAACAGAUAUCUUUGCUCACCGGCGAACCUUAUGGACCUCGAGUGCGUAUUAUCAGCGAAAAAGCUGAAGAGCAGAGUUCGGAUGACGAGCCGGAAUCGGAAAGCGAAGAAGAGGCCAGAUAUCGCCAGGAAGAUCAUCCGGAAGUGCCUUCCGAGUUCUGGCAUAUACAGAAGCUCAUUAAGUACAUGAAGGCCGGCAACCAAACCGCCACUAUGGUGUCCUUGUGUCUGCUGAAGGAUUAUGAUCUCACUGACAAGAUCAUACAAAAGGCUAUUCAGGAAAUGGGCGGCCUCGAAGUUUUGGUGAACCUUCUGGAAACGAACGACAUCAAGUGUCAGAAUGGCUCGCUGUCUGUCCUGUUGCAAAUCGCGACUACCACGGAGAUGAAGCGAUAUUUGAUUGAUUUGGACAUCACGACGCCAUUGAUCCAAAUGCUGAAGCAUCCAGCUCGAGAUAUUCAGGUUUUAGCAGCCGAAACAAUGGCAAUUAUAACUCGAGUCAGGAAAGCUAGGAAGCAAAUCCGAAUUCGUGGUGGAGUACCGCUAAUACUAGACGUGAUGGAUGUGCCGGAUGAAGUCCUCCGUCGAUCGUACGACGACUUGAACGAGAUCAACAAGGAACUCGUGGCGGUCGCCAUCGGUUGCGCCAAGGUCCUGGAUUCCUUGAGCAGCAGUCCGAAGGUCAAGGAGGAGCUUCGCAAGCACGGAGUCGUUCGUCUGAUGUCACGCUUCUUGAGAUCAAAACAUACACAGCUGAUCAUACCGACGAUGGGCGUCGUGCAGCAGUGCGCUGAUCUGAGCGUUUUCAGAGAGGCGUUUGAGCGAGUGGGUAUGAUUGACGAGCUGGUGCGCCACUUGAGGAACGAGAAUGUGAAGCUGAAGGAGAAUUGCGCCCUGGCCAUCUUCAAGUGCGCCUCCAAUCGGGAGACCCGGACGAUGGUGCGUAGGGCAGGCGGCCUGGAUCCUCUCUGCAAGCUCGUCCAGAGCGACGAGGUGCGCGCCAACAAGCGACUACUGGCAGCGGUGACUGGCAGUGUUUGGAAGUGCGCCAUCAGUCCGGAGAACGUAACGAGGUUCAAUCAGAACGGUUUGGUGGCCUCGCUGGUGCCGCUGCUCGAGGAGAACGAGGACGAGCGUGUGUUGGCCAACGUCGUGGGCGCUCUCGCUGAAUGCUGCAAGGAUCCCGCUAACAGGGAGGUCUUGAGGACUAACGAGGGUCUACCGAAACUGAUCAGGUUGUUGAGCGCCACGUACCAGCCAUUACUCGAGAACGUGCCGUUGGUGCUGAAAGAGUGCGCCGUCGACGAGAGAUGCAUGGACAUCAUCAACGAUCCAGAGCACCGGCUAGACGGCGUGCGAUUGGUCUGGUCCCUACUGAAGCAUCCGAGCGACGUGAUCAAGCGUAACGCCUGUCUCGCCCUGGUACCCUGCAUCCGUCACGCCAAGGACUCGCCGGAAAUGGUGCGCGCCUUCGUGGGCGGCUUGGAACUCACAGUUAGCCUCCUGGAGAGCAAGGACACGGAGGUGCUCGCCGCGGUUUGCGCUAUGAUUGCGGAGAUCGCCGCCGAUCCCGAAAAUCUGGGCAUCCUGACGGAUCACGGGGUCGUGAAGAAGUUGGCUGCCCUCGUGCAAACUGAUGAUGAGAAUUUGCGGGCAAAUCUGACGUUAGCGAUAGCCUAUUGUUGCGAAUGGGAUCGGAAUAGUUACGAAUUUGGCAAACUAAAUGCCGUCGCACCGCUCGUUAAUUAUAUGACCAGCAAGAACAAGGACGUGCUAAAAGGCGUCUGCAUCGCCGUGUACCAUUUAAGCAAGGAGCCCUUAAACUGCGUGACCAUGCACACCUGCGGCGUUAUUAAGCACGUAUUGCGCUUGGUGGGUUCAGACGAUCCGGAGGUGCAGAUCGCAGCUGCGUCCACUAUUCGUCACAUAAGAAAGCUCGCAUUGACAGCCGAAAAAUUCCACUUUAAAGAAGUGAGCACGUUACAAGAAACUGAUUUUCGUGUAUGAGUGACAUCAGUUACAUCAAUAAAUUAGAAAAAAGAAGAGAAAGAGAAAAUAAAUGUAUAAAAUAAA